CUCUUCUUCCUAUAUAAUAACUCUCUCACCUCUUCUUUCUCUCCACAUUCCACAAUACACAUAGUAUUCUCUCUUGCUAUUUGCACACUCAACCUUUGCUAUUUGCACCUCAAAAUGAGUACUAUUUGUGAUGAGCAACAAAACCACAAGUUUCCUUCUUCUUACCAACCUCUCUCUCCCAAAAAACCUCUUAGAGAAAUCGAUAUCCCUCCGAGAAAACUACUCACCCGCCGCACCACCGUCGCUGACAUGUUCUCCGAUGAUACUAUCCUUCAAAAAUAUCUCCCUCACAAUGACUCUGACUCGGACUCCGACGAUCCUUACUCUUCCGACCAUUUCCGCAUGUAUGAAUUCAAAGUCCGGCGAUGCACUCGUAGCCGGAGUCACGACUGGACUGACUGUCCAUUCGCACACCCCGGCGAGAAAGCACGCCGCCGUGAUCCACGAAGGUUUCAUUACUCAGGGAAUGUUUGUCCUGAGUAUCGUCGCGGUGGCUGUAACCGCGGCGAUUCUUGUGAGUUUGCUCACGGUGUUUUUGAAUGCUGGCUUCAUCCGGCUAGGUACAGAACAGAAGCUUGCAAAGAUGGGAAAAACUGUAAGAGAAAAAUUUGUUUUUUCGCACACACUCCUCGUCAGUUAAGAAUCCUUCCGGUAACUUCUUCAAAUUCAAAUGAACAAUUCUCAUGCAACAAGAAAAAUAAUAAGCUUUUGAAUAACCAUGUUGCAUCAAAAUCAAACCAUUGUUGUUUGAUUUGUCAUUGUGGUGGUAAUGGCAAUGCUAAUAACUCUCCAACUUCAACACUUUUUGGUAUGUCUCAUUUCUCGCCGCCGGUGUCUCCUCCCGUGUCUCCAAUGAAGCCUCAAAAUGAUGCUUCAUGUUCAUCUCUCUCACGCUAUGGUUCAUUGGUCAAUAGUAAUAAUCUUCGUUAUAGAGAUAUGCUUAUUGAUCUUUUGGGUUCUUUUGAAGGGAUGAAUUUCAAUGAAGGUUCAUCUUCUUCACUUGUUUCUGGUUUACAGAAACAAAACAACAUGGGUUAUUUUGACGUUCCUGUUAACUCUGAGGAACAGGUUCAGAAACAGUUUAUUGUUUCACCUUCUGCAUCUUCUUUUGAUCAGCAGCAACAACAGCAUUUCAAUAUUCUUUCACCUUCGAUUCAACAGAAUUUGACACCAUUCAACGAUGGUGGUGAUAGUAACAUAAACAUGUUUUUGAGAGAUAACAAUAUCGACAAUGAUAAGGUUCUUGUCGGUGGUGAUGUUCCUGAUCUCGGUUGGGUUAAUGAGCUUCUGAUGUAACGUAGAAGAGUGGUGAAUUUGAAUUAAGAGAUUUUAAGUGGAGUGAAGUGUAAAUAUGAAGAGAUGAGCGAUAAUUACAUAUUUAUCCCUGCAAAUGUCAAAAAGAGAAAAAUAAGGGUUUAUGUUAUUUUGUUAUGUUUAUUUUUGUUGUAUUAUUGCUAUCUGAAUUUGGUAUUGUACUGUUUUGUAAUUUAUGCAUUUGGAUUUGAUUUUGGAUAAAAGGGAAUAUUUUGAUUCA
This is a messenger RNA of Lathyrus oleraceus (garden pea), 1534 nucleotides long. RefSeq names its product zinc finger CCCH domain-containing protein 2. The coding region runs from base 115 to 1296 and encodes 393 amino acids. The transcript has a single exon. Lineage: Eukaryota; Viridiplantae; Streptophyta; Magnoliopsida; Fabales; Fabaceae. Gene Ontology annotation, molecular function: metal ion binding. The record is from RefSeq and is a predicted model, not a curated record.